CGUUGAGCUCCUCCCCAUUCCUUAUAUGUCUCGUUGCGCGUUUCGCCUGAAUCCAUCCUCUUUUGCUCCCUUCGCCCCGAGAAGAGCAAUGGCUGAUGCCAGCAUCCUGGCUCUCGAAGCACCCAUCGCCAAACUCAUGUCCUUUGCUCUCCUUCACCCUAUCUUUUCUCACUCACCUCCUCUCCUCAUCCUCUCCGUCAAACCCUCGUUCUCUACUCCCAGUAUCAGUAGUAGUAGUUGUAGCAGUAGUAGAAGAGGAAGAACCCAGCAGAGCUCUCGCUCCUUUCUUCUUCCAAAGGAAAAAAACUCCAGAUUGUGUGGCAAGCAAUACUGGCAUUGUCAAUAUGGAGGAAGCUGAAGCUGAAGUUGCGGAAGGAUACACGAUGACUCAAUUCUGUGACAAAAUGAUUGAGUACUUCAUGCAUGAAAAACCCCAAACAAAGGAUUGGAGGAAGCUCUUGGUGUUCAGAGAUGAUUGGAAGAAGUACAAAGAGAGCUUCUUUGGUCGGUGUCAAGUACGUGCAGAAACUGAGGAAGAUCCAGUGAUGAAACAAAAGCUGGUUGGUCUUGCCAGAAAAAUGAAGAAGAUAGAUGAUGAAAUAGAAGAUCAUAUGGAACUUCUGAAAGAGAUACAAGAGAGCCCGCUAGAUAUUAAUGCUGUUGUUGCAAGAAGGCGGAGGGACUUCACUCGAGAAUUUUUCCAUCACCUUAAUGUACUUUCAGACAGUUUUGACAGCCUGGAGGAUCGAGAUGCAAUGGCUAGGCUUGGAGCUAAAUGUUUGUCUGCAGUCCGUGCAUAUGACAAUGCAUUGGAGCAGCUAGAGACAUUGGAUGCUGCUCAGUCAAAGUUUGAUGAUAUAUUGAAUUCCCCUUCAUUAGAUGAGGCAUGUGAAAAGAUAAAGAGCUUAGCUAAGGCAAAGGAACUUGAUUCAUCACUGAUUCUUCUGAUCAACAGAGCUUGGGCAGCAGCAAAAGAAUCUACAACCAUGAAAAACGAGGUUAAAGAAAUAAUGCGUCAUAUUUAUAAAGAGACAAAUAGAAGUCUUAAAAGCAUUGCAGCACCAGACAUAAAGCUUCUCAAGCACCUGUUGAACAUCACAGAUCCUGAAGAGCGAUUUUCAGCGCUAGCUACUGCUUUCUCUCCAGGAGAUGAGCAUGAAGCCAAGGAUGUUGACGCUUUGUACACAACUCCCAAGGAGCUGCAUAAAUGGAUUAAGAUCAUGCUUGAUGCCUACCAUCUUAACAAAGAGGAGACUGACCUGAUGGAAGCCAGGCGGAUGAGUGAUCCUGUGGUAAUUCAGAGGCUUUUUAUUCUCAAGGAAACAAUCGAGGAAGAAUACAUGAAACGGCAUUCGCAGACGGAAGAAGACCGAGAAUCGAAAGAGUGAAACCUGUCUAUCAGUCAUGUCAUGUCAGUUAUAACGUGAUAGAUCAAUGGUUCCUUUCAAGUUUGAUUUUACAUUGAUGAGGGAGAUAUUUAUACCUCAGCUGUGGCUCUAAAUAUUGCAGUGGCCUCACCAUUCGACCUAUGAGGAAUGUGAUUGCGUGGGUCUUUGCUUUGCCUGCUAUUGUGCCUACUUUUAUCUUGAUUAGAUUUCAGUCCUGAGGGCAGUUUUAGUUUUCUAGAUGUGGCAGUGUGGAUGACUGAUGAGGCUAAUUCAAGAAAAAAAGUGUGUUGAUA
Molecule: messenger RNA, 1681 nt
Organism: Phoenix dactylifera (date palm)
Lineage: Eukaryota; Viridiplantae; Streptophyta; Magnoliopsida; Arecales; Arecaceae
Product: endoribonuclease E-like protein
Cellular component (GO): chloroplast envelope; chloroplast thylakoid membrane
Source: RefSeq, a predicted model, not a curated record